UUUAAUGUGCUUUAAUGUCAGUGAUCAGUGUGAAUUGUAACGCACAUUUGUUUUAUUAUUUGUUAAAGGGAUGGUAUAUAUUAUUAUUUUGAACAUGUAAUUGAAGGACUCGUUUCUUCAAUGGCAUUUUCCCGGACUAAAUUCCAAAUUUUCAGUCUGCUCGUAUCAAACAAGAAUAAAUAUAACCUCUUCUUGCGACAACAAGCAUGGCAUUGCGCCAGUGCCAGGCCUGUCUUGUGCUCGAAAAAAAAUAUUAACGAGGAUAAUUAUGACGACAAUAAAGAAUCGUCCACGGCCACAUCAAAGACUUCCGAACGUUAUGGAAAAAGAAAAAAAAUGCGCUUCCUGAAUUUCCGAAAAACACCUUCGACGAAGGAGCGGUCAAGGAUUAUUAAUUACAAGGCGCAAAACCAUCCGGAACGAAAGUUGACGUUUUGGGAAUACGUGUUUGGUCCUAAAAAAUCCUUAUCAAAUCCUUGUCGGGUAGUUUAUCGUCAGAGACAAACGCGUCGCAAGGAGAAUCCACGAUUAUGCGAUUCGCGUCAUCAGGCGACGACUGGAAACAUAAUCUACAUCGAACCAGUUAAAUCUUCGAGGAAUUCGAAAAAUUUAAAAUCGCAGUCAUCACCAAUGUACAAAGUGCCUAGAGCUGUAUUAUUGAAUAGGAUGAUACUAGAUGGUUUCGACGAGAAUAUUAAUAAAUGCAAAGGUAAAACGAUAACGUUUACAAUGACCAGAAGACCGUACGAUGAAAUGAAACCACCUUCGAAUUUAAGAAAAAUCGUCGAACUUCGAAGAGACGUCAAAUUGGAAGAUAAUGAGAAAUCGAUGCCUCAAAUAUCGACACAGAUAAGCGCGGAUGAAGCUUGCGAUUCGAUGGCAAAAAUAUCAGCAAUGAAACAAGAAAAACCGCGAAGACUCUCGAGAAUUGAACAAUUAGAAACUUUGGUGAAUGAGAAAAAGUUUAAACGCGCAUCACGAAUAAACCCGGAUUCUGAAAAAUCCAACAAAUAAUAUAAUUAAUUAUUCAAUAAUUAAUUAGAUGAAUUUUUUUCUCUUUUACGGCAUAUUUAAAUUAUUUCUUAAUGUUUUUUAAAACCAGAGAUUGUAAUAAGCAAUAGCAGCAUAUAGCAGAAGUUCUCAAGCAAGAGAGCAAAUCAGCUAUUCGUAGUGGCAUUGAUAUUCUUCAACACUAUCACCUUAAUCAUCGCAAGUGUCGUUCUGCUGAUGCGUUCUCUCGAAGUAGUAUAAUAUAAUUCUCUCUGUAAGUAUAAUAUAAUUGGCUUUACAUAGAAUAUAUAAUGCAGGAAGA
Camponotus floridanus (Florida carpenter ant) is the source of this 1312-nucleotide messenger RNA. RefSeq lists its product as uncharacterized. The record is from RefSeq and is a predicted model, not a curated record. The coding region runs from base 121 to 1014 and encodes 297 amino acids. The transcript is spliced from 4 exons. NCBI's taxonomy places the organism in Eukaryota, Metazoa, Arthropoda, Insecta, Hymenoptera, Formicidae.